Rhineura floridana is the source of this 3129-nucleotide messenger RNA. It is a transcript of the gene BRF2, whose product is annotated as BRF2 RNA polymerase III transcription initiation factor subunit. The record is from RefSeq and is a predicted model, not a curated record. Gene Ontology annotation, cellular component: nucleus; transcription preinitiation complex. The transcript is spliced from 5 exons. NCBI's taxonomy places the organism in Eukaryota, Metazoa, Chordata, Lepidosauria, Squamata, Rhineuridae. Gene Ontology annotation, molecular function: TBP-class protein binding; RNA polymerase II general transcription initiation factor activity. Gene Ontology annotation, biological process: transcription preinitiation complex assembly; transcription initiation at RNA polymerase II promoter. Bases 569 to 1816 code for a protein of 415 amino acids.
GUGUAGUGGAGGAAAGGAGCCAGAAUGACUGUCCGGGAGUUGCGGGGGGAGGGAAAAGGGCGUUGGCAUGCGGCCGCGGAGUGAAGUGCAUAGAAACUCCUUCGCCCGCCGUUGAUUCUGAGCACAGGGCAGGUCUCGACGAGGCCCCCUUAGGACGGGUGUUUUCGUGCAGCUUCAGUUGAUAAUGGCCACCAUCUUUGUUAAAAGCCAUAACAGAUUUGAAGCAGAGUUCCGGUUACCUGUUUAUUCAAUCACACCAUUUUUAUCUUGCUCUUGAGCUAACAAAGCGUCCAGAGCGACUUACAGGAUGAGUAGUCCAAAUCACCCAAACCAGUUCUCCCCACUUUUUGUUUACUUUUUAAUUUGAUAUCCCGCCCUUAUUCCCAAAAGGAGCCCAGGGCGUUCCCUAUCCUCGGGCUAUUCAUAUCUGUGAUAUUAAGAGCCACUGGAGAUGCAAACAUACAUCAAAGGACACUUCCCCCACAACUUAAUCUCUGUGCCCCUUAAAAAUAAAAAUCACCUGUUAAACUAAUGUCUGCACUUGGUGGAGUCUUGUCAGGCUGCUAAGAUGUCAAGUCAAAAGAAGUGUCCAGACUGUGGCUCCUUGGAAAUUGUAGAGGACUCUCAUUAUGCUCAGAACCAGCUAGUGUGUGCAGACUGUGGCUUCAUUCUGACUGAAGGGCUUCUCACAACCACAUUUGCUGAUGAAGAGCAUUUACAAGAAGUGACAUAUUCACAUAGUACUGGUCAGAAUGAGCAGACGAGCCGCUGUGUACGGCGAGGGAUCAUGCGUGUUCGGGAUCUCUGCAAAGUUCUCCGGCUUCCUUCUCUGUUUGAAGACACUGCAGUGUCCUACUACCAGCAGGCAAUCAAACAUCCCUGCUUCAGUUUGGUCAGCUUGGAGAGGAAAGAGAUGCUUGUGGGCUGUUGUGUCUUUGUGACUUGCCGGCAGCACAACUGGCCCCUGACCAUGGGCACAGUCUGCUUGCUACUCUACGCAAACAAGGAGUUGUUUGCUCGAACCUACCUGCGCUUCUUGAAGGAACUGGCACUGGAUGUACCUGCUCUGAGCUUGAUGGAUCUGGUGAAAACCCACCUUAACAGCUUCAAGCUUUUCCAGAAUUCACCCAGCAUCCCAAUUAAGUUUGUGGAAGACAAGGACAAGCUGGUGGUGAGGACUAUCCAGAUGGUGGAGCUUGCCAGUGAGACGUGGCUGGUGACGGGCCGGCACCCCAUCCCCAUUGUGACAGCAGCGGCCUUCCUGGCUUGGCAGUCCCUCCGGCCUGUUGAUCGCCUCACUUGCACCCUUUCUCAGUUCUGUAAGCUUGCUGGAACAGAUGCUCCCCAGCCCGCCCGCCAGAGGCUGAAGGAGCUGCAUAAGAUCCUCCUCCAGAUGGCUUCACAACUGGGCUGGUUGCGAGUACUCAAGGUGGACCGGCGGACUGUGGCAAAGUACAUUGGUGACCUACUCCAGCACCGCCAUGUGCUUCUGCAGGCUGCCUUCCGCAUAGUGGAUACUGCUGAAGACUGUGAUCUAGAAAACCCAGCAGCUGCACCACCGCAGCCUGUAGACGAGAGUGCUGCAACACUUGAAGAGGCCUCCCUUUCAGGAGAGAAACGGAAAUCCAGCAGCCAGCGGAUUCCUUUGCUCCCGCCCUGCCUCCUGAACCCCAAAAAGAAGCUACGAACUCCUCCACUGGGCCCCGAGGACUCUGCUAUCACUGGGGAUGAGCCCAUUUUAGACAGCGAGAUAGAGCAAUACAUCCGGACUCCGGAAGAAAAGGAGAUGUUUAGCAAGGCUCAGGCCUGCCUAUGACCUUAAAGCUGCAAGUGAUUCAGAGAGGCAUGUAGCAAAUGACAACAUAGGCCCUGGCCCCUCGUGCUUGUGGCCCCAAGAUGUUUACCUUGUCUUUUUAGGAGGUCCUCUCCUUGAUGGGGGACUGGUGUUAUAACAUCAUUGCCCCCUUCCGUUAGUACUAAGAAGGGUCUACGAGAACUAUUAGAAUGUUAACUAGACAUUGUCAGCAUGCUGUUUUUUUAAAAAUCUUCUCUCUGUCCUAAUCCUAGGGGAGGCAAGCUUGAUGUGCCUCUAUUACAUUCCCAAUCCCUGAUGGAGAAUGAUGCUGGUAAUGUUUGAAUUUCAUUCAUAUUGCAAUAAGGAUGAAUAACCUGCCUGUGUCAAAGGGACUGUUUCCUUUUGCAAUGGUAAUAUUUCAAUCCAGUUGUAGGAUUGCUUAUCAUCACAGAAGCUCCUGCAUCCUUCAGGCAUGGCUUCUUCCCACACUAAUAUUUGAAGGCAAGUGCGGGCGGCCUGACUAGUUGUGGUUACUGGUGGAGCCACUAACAUUUGUGUUGGGAGUGUAACCACUUCAGGUGGCUAGCACAUGUGAUUGUUUUUCUUCAUCUCUUACCAGAGAGGUGUGAGAAGGGGUCACACUGCUGUGGUUUCCAUGCCAUUUAGGAUAGCAUAUGAAUGGCAUAUAAAUGGUCAUGCUGUCUGUCGGUGAGAUGUAGCUACUCUUGAGGAGGGGGGAUAGGCCAGCUGGGGCAACAGAAACAUUUUUGAGUAGGGUUAGUCUUGAGUACUUCUGGUCCUUAUAGUUAGGUAAGGGAGGGCGGCGGAAAGGUGUGAAAAUCAACUUGCAAGUUGUUUCAGGCAUGCUUGCUUUAAACCCAGAUCUGUGAAACAGUUUUGGUGUCACAAGGAUCUCUUUAUAAAUCACGUGGAGCGUGAUGGCUCUUUUACAUCAUACGAACAUCAUAAGGUGGUGAAUUUGUUUGAUUAAUGGAGCUGUUUAGUUAAUGCUGUUUUUGGUUUGGUGAGUUCCCCACCGCCAGCCUCAGCCAAUUGAGGAACAAGCCUUCUAGGUCACAUGAUAAUAUUUGAUUUGUUCAGUUGCUCAAAUUGUUGAUGGACACACAAAUCCAUUUAUUGCUCCAUUGCCACAACUCAAUAAAAGCAUGACUUUAUAACUGCCCAGAUAGUGUCGGAGCACCAGAGGAAUAAGAAAGCAAUAGCUAACAUAUUGGAUGUUGCAAAUCUUUUAAUAUAUUAAACAAGAAACAUCUGCUAGAAACAGUUCAUUUUUAUAAAAUGCAAAACCCCUAUUAAAUGCUUUCUUUGGCACA